AUGGCUUCUUCUACUAAAGUCGCUCUUAUCACCGGCGGUGUUAAGAAUCUUGGAGCUCAAAGUGCCCUCGAGCUAGCUAGCGUGGGCGUCAAUUUGGCCCUUCACUAUCAUUCACCCGGCAGUGAAAAGGCCGCAUUGGCACUAGAAACCACUCUCAAGGAAACCCACCCUUCAAUCAAAGUUCGCUUCUACCAAGGCGAUUUGACCUCUGCAGCUGCAGUGACGAAACUGUUCCAAGACGUUGUUCGUGACUUCGGCCAUGUUGAUAUUGUGAUCAACACCGUCGGCAAAGUUCUGAAGAAGCCUAUCACUGAGAUUAGCGAAGAGGAGUAUGAUGCGAUGUUCGCGGUGAACUCCAAGACUGCGUUCUUCGUUCUUAAGGAGGCCGCUGCUCAUGUGACCGAUGGCGGAAAGAUUAUCAGCAUUGUGACUGCGCUCCUAGGAGCGUUUACCGGGUACUAUACUUCUUAUGCUGGUAGUAAGGCACCCGUCGAGCACUUUACUCGGGGUGUUUCCAAAGAGCUUCAGGCGCGCAGAAUUAGUGUGAACAACAUCGCACCGGGACCAAUGGAUACACCCUUUUUCUACGGAGAGGAAUCUCCAGAAGCCGUGGAAUUCCACAAAGCAAAUGGCAUGGGCAACCGGCUUACUAUGGUUGAGGACAUUGCUCCUAUCAUUCGCUUCCUUUGCACCGAUGGUGCUUGGAUUACCGGCCAGACUAUUUUUGCCAACGGUGGAUACACUACUCGUUAA
Penicillium verrucosum is the source of this 753-nucleotide messenger RNA. RefSeq lists its product as uncharacterized. The record is from RefSeq and is a predicted model, not a curated record. Lineage: Eukaryota; Fungi; Ascomycota; Eurotiomycetes; Eurotiales; Aspergillaceae. The coding region runs from base 1 to 753 and encodes 250 amino acids. The transcript is spliced from 4 exons.